UGUGCUGUGAAAGGUUGCCGGAACCGUGGAGGGGCUGCAUCGAGACAAAACAACAAGAGAGUUAGCUUCUACCCUUUCUAAUGGCGAUUAUAUAAACAUUAGAAGAUAGCGUCAUGUACUUUACAGGGAUAAUGGAAGUGAGCUAAAGAUGAUUUUACUAAUGCAUUCAAAUGACAGUCAUCCUCAGCAGGGGUUUAAACAGUAACAUAUUCAUGUUCCUGCAAAGGUUUCCCAUCCCAGACAAGGGGAGACUUCAGAAGUGGGUGGACAACAUACAGAGGGAAGAGUGGACCCCAAGUCGGCAUCAGUGUGUGUGCAGCGAGCAUUUCACAGACGACUGCUUUGACAUCAGAUGGGGCAUCCGCUACCUGAAGAAUACAGCCAUCCCCACCAUCUUUCCUGCACCUGAUGAUGAUGGUGAGAAAAAAAUGACCAUCAGCCGAGCCCCAAGGAGCCCCAAGAGCCAAACCAGCACUACUGAGACAAACGCUGAGCCAGAAGGAUUUGGGUCUCAUCCCAGUGAAAGGCCUCUCAUCUUGAGGAAAGCUUGCAAAGCAACCCAAAAAGCUGCAGAAAACAAUGUCGUUGCAGAAAAAUCAGUGCUAGAGAUUGAAAUCCCUUUGGUGCCAGAAACUUGCAUCACUCGUCAAACAAGUCCCCCAGAGAUCCAAAAUACAGAGGUAACAGGGGACAGUGGAAUAACAAGGACAUCCUCCCCGGUGUAUAACAAACUCCACGCUGAAGAGAAAGCUGAACCAGCCGUUGCCACGUUGUGCUUUGGGACACAGGGCGUGUUCACGGACGGAGAAGCAAAUGUGGAUGCAGCUGCCCUUCACGCAACAGGAGACCAGACUUUUCACUUCCUCCCUGUGGAACUGGUCAAGGAAAAACCUACUGGGUGUUUUCUUGAGGUGAGGGAACCCACUUAUGCGGAGCACAUUUCUGUUUAUGAGCACUCAUACUGCAGACCGGACACUGACAGAGAUCAGCUGUGGAACCGGAUCUUGGGUUUGCAUGGGAAGAUCUUGGAACUGGAUCGCAGGGAAGAGAAGACUGUGACUAAAAUCCACGCCCUGGAGAACGAGAUAGCCCUCCUGAAGAGGGACAGCGCUAUUUUUAAAGAGAAGCAGAAAGCUUUAGAAGAUCAUAUAUCAUCUAUUAUGCUCUGAUUUGUAGAAAAUAUACUGUGGAUGUGCAUGUAUUGUAACUACUAAUUUAUUUAAAUCACAGCUGCACAAACUGUUUGAGUUUACAAAACUCAGUUGAUUCAUGUGUUCAGGAGUGUUGCUUUCCAGUGGCUUCUUUAUUCAUUUGCAGUGUUUGAAAAACUUUAAUCAGUUUAGACCUGAAAGGUCCUAAGUUUUAACUCUUCAUUGUGACAACAGUCCCCAACAUGGGAGUCAUAAGGAGCUAUUACACGAUAACUGAGCUAUUACACGAUGACGAGGCCCCGCAUAGUCAUUCUUCAGAUGUAUGAGGGAACAACAAUCCCCUGCUGUUUACGAAAAAAGUCUCCAAAACAUCUCCAAACAACAUACUUGCCAAAGUUUCUCUUUCUUGCACUUAAUAAAAUAUUAAGUCGCAGUUGAAAUAUAAAUCAUUACUUUUAGCUGUUUAUUUCAUAAUUUAUGAAUGGUGCUGUAAAUAUGUUGUUACUAUUCU
Molecule: messenger RNA, 1662 nt
Organism: Cololabis saira (Pacific saury)
Lineage: Eukaryota; Metazoa; Chordata; Actinopteri; Beloniformes; Belonidae
Product: THAP domain-containing protein 5-like
Exons: 3
Coding region: 171-1169 (332 amino acids)
Cellular component (GO): nucleus
Source: RefSeq, a predicted model, not a curated record